CACAGUAUACCGAGAUUGGAAUUAGUUACGACAUCUGGCUGAUUCGACUCACCCUUUUGUAUAUGCCAGCGCAUACACACACACACACAUACAUAUAUAUCAUCUUCAUGUAUAUUCGCUCGUCUUCCAGUGUUGGCGAAGCUCUUGACCUCGGAAAAAAAUAAACGACACAGAGCCUUCACUGUGCAGCCAUGGUUGAACGUAAAAGUCAACAUAAACAUGUUCUCCUUUUAGCAUAUCAGAGCUUUGGCUUAGCGUAUGGUGCCUUGAGCGUUUCCCCUCUUUAUGUUUAUAGAAGUACAUUUUCUGGGAACUUGCAACAUCACCAAAAUGAGUAUGUGAUAUUUGGGGCAUUUUCCUUGAUAUUUUGGACUCUCACGCUUCUUCCAUUGUUCAACUAUGUGAUCAUUACGUUAAAUGCAGAUGAUAAUGGUGAAGGAGGACCUAUUGCUUUGUAUUCACUCAUUUGUAGACAUGUCAAAUUGAGUUUACUGCCUAAUCAUCAAGCAGCAGACGAGGAGAUAUCUACAUAUCAUAAACCUGGCUACAUAAACAGGAAUACGCCUUCCUCUCCACUGAAAAGAUUUGUUGAGAAACAUAAGAAGACUAGAAAUGUUUUACUUCUUAUGGCAUUACUUGGUGCGUGCCUAAUGAUUGGUUAUGGAGUCCUCACACCUUCAAUUUCUGUGUUGGCAUCCAUUGAAGGUCUGCAAGUUCAAACUGAGAGACCGCAUCACAGUAUUGUGGUUGUUAUUGCUUGUGUCGUUUUGGUUGGCCUCUUUGCUUUGCAGCAUUUCGGCACCUAUAGAGUGGCCUUCUUGUUUUCUCCAAUUGUAAUCGUAUGGUUGCUGUGUAUUGCUGCUAUUGGCGUCUAUAAUAUCAUCGAGUGGAACCCAAGAAUAUAUGAGGCUCUUUCUCCAUAUUAUAUUUACAAGUUCUUUAGGAACACUGGAAAAGAUGGUUGGCUUUCUCUUGGAGGAAUACUUCUUUGUACAGCCGGAACUGGAUCUAUGUUUCUGGGCCUUGGGCACUUCACAACUGCAUCAAUAAGGAUUUCAUUUUCUUGUGUUGUUUACCCCUGUCUGGUGCUUCAAUUCAUGGGGCAAGCUGCAUUUAUUUCAAAGAACUUCUCUUCAAUAUCUUCAAGCUUCUAUGCGUCAAUUCCAGAUCCAGUAUUUUGGCCGGUAUUUGUGAUUGCAAUUCUGGCAGCCAUUGUUGCCAGUCAAGCUGUCAUUUCUGCCACAUUCUCAAUUGUCAAACAAUGCCAUGCAUUAGGAUGUUUUCCCCGCAUCAAGGUUGUGCACAAAUCAAAAUGGAUUGGUCAGACAUACAUACCAGAAAUGAACUGGAUCCUUAUGAUUCUCUGUUUGACUGUCACUGCUGGUUUUCGGAAGACAACCCUGAUAGCAAAUGCUUAUGGGAUUGCAUGCAUCGCUGACGCAUUGGUGACAACAUGUUUGAUGUCAUUAGUCAUCAUCUUUGUACAGCAUAAGAAUCUUAUAAUUUCCCUUUUAUUUCUCUUAUUCUUCGGAUCAAUUGAGGCCAUCUACCUCUCAUCUUCUUGUAUGGAAAUUCCUCGAGGUGGUUGGGUCCCACUUGUGCUUUCUUCAGUCUUGAUGUUAAUUAUGCACGUGUGGCACUAUGGGACCAGGCGGAAGUAUUUAUAUGACCUGCAAAACAAGGUAUCAAUGAAAUGGAUACUCACAUUAGGUCCCAGUCUUGGGAUAGUUAGAGUUCCUGGAAUUGGUCUCAUCUACACCGAGUUGGCAACUGGAGUUCCAGCCAUAUUUUCUGAUUUUGUAACCAAUUUACCAGCUAUUCACCAGGUGGUCAUCUUCGUUUGUGUCAAGUCUGUUCUUGUUCCUUAUGUCUCCCAUAAGGAACGAUACCUGAUUGGUCGGAUUGGACCCAAAGCUUACCGGAUGUAUCGUUGCAUUGUUCGAUAUGGCUACAAAGAUGUCCACAAGGAAGAAGAAGAUUUUGAGAACCAUCUUGUGACGUGCUUAGCAGAGUUCAUCAAACUGGAAGCAGAAGGUUCUGGUUCUGGAACUAUAGAUGGAUCUGUGGAUGGCCGGAUGGCAGUUGUGAGGACAUCCGAAAAGUUCGGGACAAGAUUGGUGAUGUCAGAAGGUGCUGGCAUCGAAGAAAGUAGCAGUUCAAGUCUUCUAACCACUGUGACUAACGGCAAGUCAGUCACGUUGCAGAAGUUGCAGUCUAUGUAUGAGCAGGAAUCGCCCCAUCUGAGCCACAGACGACGCGUCCAGUUUAAAUUGCCAGAUACAGAUUAUAUGGAUUCACAUGUCAAGGAAGAGCUCUCUGAGUUAGUGGAAGCUAAGCGUGCUGGGGUAGCAUAUAUAAUUGGUCAUUCACGUAUAAAGGCAAGAAGGAAUUCGUCAUUCUUUAAGAAGUUUGUAAUUAAUAUGGCAUACUCUUUCCUACGAAAAAACUGCCGGGCACCUGCUGUAACCUUGACCAUUCCUCAUAUCAGUUUGAUCGGGGUGGGCAUGAACUACCAUGUGUAGUUCAAUCUUCCAGGGUGAGCUCAGACAUGGCAUGUUUGAGGAUGUGUGCAGUAAAAAUGGCAUCCGGUUGACAGGUACUGGACUGUUCAAUUCUAAUGCCACCUCAUUUUUCUGUCCUUGUUUUGUUACUAAACAUAUCUUCUGGGUGUAUUCUGAUAAUCCAUUGAAAUUAAUAUCAAUCCAAUUUUGUGCAAAGUAUUUGAAGAUAAGAA
This is a messenger RNA of Cornus florida, 2734 nucleotides long. Its product is annotated as probable potassium transporter 2. Bases 192 to 2522 code for a protein of 776 amino acids. Gene Ontology annotation, cellular component: membrane. Gene Ontology annotation, molecular function: potassium ion transmembrane transporter activity. The record is from RefSeq and is a predicted model, not a curated record. NCBI's taxonomy places the organism in Eukaryota, Viridiplantae, Streptophyta, Magnoliopsida, Cornales, Cornaceae. Gene Ontology annotation, biological process: potassium ion transmembrane transport. The transcript has 9 exons.